Molecule: messenger RNA, 1983 nt
Organism: Oncorhynchus gorbuscha (pink salmon)
Lineage: Eukaryota; Metazoa; Chordata; Actinopteri; Salmoniformes; Salmonidae
Gene: olig1
Product: oligodendrocyte transcription factor 1
Exons: 1
Coding region: 422-1210 (262 amino acids)
Molecular function (GO): protein dimerization activity
Source: RefSeq, a predicted model, not a curated record
GGGGGGAGUGAGAUGAAGGAGCACUGAAACUCCAGACACUCACAGAGGAGAGACGGAGACAGCUUUCAACACGUAGAGAACUCUGGAAGACUUGUGACACCAAUACUGAGACCGACCGGUCACUUACUGACUCAUCAUACUGUUGGCUGGGUCAUUUUUCCUUUCUAUUCAGUGAGGCAAAGAAGAUUCUUCCACAGCCAAGGAGUGAUGUCAACACUGGACCAGCAUGUCAGGACAGUGUGGGGCUAAAGGGUUAAUGGAAGAGGAGUAAAGCUGAAUUGCUUGAUUGCAGAACUGAGCACUCACAGAAGACUGACUCUUCUUCACUUGUGUGACGUGUAGGUUUAAUCUCAGACAAGUCAUCUCCAGCGUGUUUUUUCUGUCGUCUCAGACAUAGCCAUCUCCAGUGUGGAUCAGGACCAUGAAUGUUCUACCUAACCCCAUGACCAGGGCCCAUCAGGAUCAGCCUCUCCCUCUCUGCUCCCAGGGGGCACACCUCCAGGACUUCUCCUCCAGGUGUCCUCUAGGGCUUGGUGCUGGUCAUGGGGGCAGGCUUAGGGCCAUGGGGGGGCCUCUGGGGCCCCAGAGACCAGGCAAGCCACCGCGGGAGCUGAGCCCCGAAGAGCAGCAGGAUCUAAGGAGGAAGAUCAACAGCCGGGAGAGGAAGAGGAUGCAGGACCUGAACGUCGCCAUGGACGCUCUGAGGGAGGUGAUGGUGCCUUACGCCUCCUCCUCUCCUUCCUCCUCUUCCUCCUCCCAGGGGCCACACUCCCACCAGCAGCAGCCAGGGGCCCCACCUGGACGCAGACUCUCCAAAAUCUCCACCUUGGUCCUGGCCCGUAACUACAUCCUCCUCCUGGGCUCGUCUCUGCAAGAGAUGCGCCGGCUCCUGGGGGAGGUGAGUGUUGGGGUGGGGGUUGGUGUGGGGGUGAACACGGGGCCUGUCCCCAGGCUGCUCCUGGCCGGGGGUUGGCCCCUCCUCACCGGCCCCAGUCAGCUUCUCCUCUCCCCAGAAACUCUCCUGACCUCAGCCUCCUCCUCCUCCUCCUCCUCCAAGUGUCCUCUGUUGCCUCCUGGCCACUUGGAGGGCCCCAUGGCCCCAGUGCAGUGGGGCUCACCUGGGGCUCCUGGAGGGCCACUCUGCCCCUGUGUGGUGUGCAGGCUGCCCAGGUUCAGCCACCCCAGCCCUGGACCCAGGUUCCCCAAGUGAAGGCUUGCUGGGACCACCUCUUGUGUGUUCUUCCGAUCUGCUACAAUGACUGAUUCUUCUGAGCGGAUGGACUUCUGGUUAUGGUUUAUAAUCUUCUUUUUCUGAAGAUUUUGACAUGUUAUUUUUUUUUUAAUGAGUAUUUUUUUUUUUUUUACUAAUUCAAUGAUAACUUUGUUGUAAUGGACCUUGUCCAUUAGGUUUUUACGAAUCUCUUGUGGACAGAUGAAUCUGUCAAGGCUCAUGUAUAAUUGUGUGAUACGAGCAGCAGUAGUUCCUAGUUUGGGGGUUUUGUUGAUAAUUAUUUGGACAAAUGAGGAUUAGGCGAAGGUGGUUUUUAAACGGGUGUAAUGAUUGUCAAGCUCGUGUGCGGAUGAAAAGUAAUUUCCACAGCCACAAAGUCAAUAUUGGCUGUAUCGUAAAAAUGCAUGAAAACUCAAAUGCGCUUUUUGGGCAUGUUAAACACGGGUGAAAAUCACAGAAGGGAGGGUUUGGCUGAGAGUUUCCAUUUGAGAGGGAGGAGACAUCACUUCCUUCCCUUGCACAAAGGUCAUCACAAUUGUUAUCGGCAUUUCCCCGAAGUAAAAUAGGAAAUUACAAAACUUUCACAACAUACUUGUACUUCUGGGUAACCGAGAUUCGUUUUUUUUUUAUUGGUGACUGUGGUCAGUAAAAGUCAAUGUAUUUUAGAUUUUAUGAACAAAUUAUAUUUUAUAUGAUAAUAGAUGAAGAUACGUGUAAGUUCUAACACAGACAAUAAAUAGAAAUGUACUGUU